Messenger RNA from Schistocerca piceifrons (Central American locust), 1768 nucleotides. Its product is annotated as ADAM 17-like protease. Gene Ontology annotation, molecular function: metalloendopeptidase activity. NCBI's taxonomy places the organism in Eukaryota, Metazoa, Arthropoda, Insecta, Orthoptera, Acrididae. Gene Ontology annotation, cellular component: plasma membrane. The transcript has 8 exons. The record is from RefSeq and is a predicted model, not a curated record. The annotation marks the transcript as partial. Gene Ontology annotation, biological process: membrane protein ectodomain proteolysis; Notch signaling pathway.
GACAUAGCCAUGAUGAUGAUGAUUAUGAAGAAGAUGAGGAGCAAGAAGAAGUAGUAGUCAGAUACAAACGCCAGGCGGAGCAAUACGAAUACACACCCACAAAGACAAGAUGUCCAUUGCUUCUAGUUGCAGAUUACCGUUUUUAUCAGGAAAUGGGAGGCAGUAAUACAAAGACUACAAUAAAUUAUUUGAUUAGCUUGAUAGAUAGAGUUCAUAAGAUUUACAAUGACACAACAUGGCAUGACCGCCAAGAAAAUGAUGGCUUCAAGGGCAUGGGAUUUGUAAUAAAGAAGAUAGUUGUCCAUAGCGAACCUACCAGAGUGCGUGGUGGAGAAGCUCAUUACAAUAUGGUUAGAGAGAAAUGGGAUGUCCGGAAUUUAUUGGAGGUUUUUAGUCGUGAAUACAGCCAUAAGGACUUCUGUUUAGCCCAUCUUUUCACUGACCUAAAGUUUGAAGGAGGUAUCCUAGGGCUCGCAUAUGUGGGUUCACCAAGAAGGAAUUCAGUUGGAGGCAUUUGCACACCAGAAUAUUUCAAGAAUGGUUACACACUCUAUCUGAAUUCAGGUUUGAGUUCAAGUCGUAACCAUUAUGGUCAAAGAGUGAUUACAAGAGAAGCAGAUCUCGUUACUGCUCAUGAAUUUGGACAUAACUGGGGCUCAGAACAUGAUCCUGACAUACCAGAAUGCAGUCCCAGUGCAAGUCAAGGUGGAUCAUAUCUGAUGUAUACAUACAGUGUCAGUGGAUAUGAUGUCAAUAACAAGAGAUUUUCACCCUGCAGUCUACGUUCCAUUCGUAAAGUCCUCCAAGCUAAAUCUGGCCGUUGUUUCUCUGAGCCAGAGGAAUCAUUUUGCGGAAAUUUAAGAGUGGAAGGAGAUGAAGAAUGUGAUGCUGGUCUCCUGGGCACAGAAGAUAAUGAUGCCUGUUGUGAUAAAAAUUGCAAGCUCCGUCGUAAUCAGGGAGCAGUUUGCAGUGACAAGAAUUCGCCUUGCUGCCAAAACUGCCAGUACAUGCCUGUCGCAGUCAAGUGUCGUGAUGCACAGUACGCCACAUGUGAGCAAGAGUCCCGCUGCACAGGAACAUCAUCUGAAUGUCCUCGUAGUCCUCCUAUGGAGGAUGGUACUGGUUGCCUCGAAAGGGGCCAGUGUCGUCGUGGAAAGUGUGUUCCAUACUGUGAAACUCAGGGCCUCCAAAGCUGUAUGUGUGACACAAUUGGAGAUGCCUGUAAACGAUGCUGUCGUAUGAAUCUCAAUGACACUUGUUUUCCUGUGGAUCCAAUGGAUAUUCUUCCAGAUGGAACACCUUGUAUUCAGGGAUUCUGCAACAAGGGUUUGUGUGAGAAGACCAUUCAGGAUGUUGUAGAAAGAUUCUGGGAUAUAAUAGAGGACAUCAAUAUAAAUAAAGUUUUAUUAUUCUUGCGUGAUAACAUAGUUGGCACGGUCAUCUUAAUAACUGCACUUAUAUGGGUUCCUGCAAGUUGUGUUGUGAGCUACGUAGAUCGUCGUCGUAGGAUCAGGGAUGACGAACGUUUUGAAUGGAGACGCAGUAGUGAAUUUUUUAGAGAUGACAGUUAUCGUGUUAUUCAUAUGAGAAUCACAAAGCAGAAGAAUGGACCACAGCAUCAUAUUCCCACAUCACUUCAAUAAGCUAAAGAUAAGAUGUGUGAAAAUGUGGUGGUUCUUCCCCAUUGUUGCAUUUUGGAUUUGUACUGAAGUAAUGUAGACACAUUUUUGUAAGCCUCAAGUUCAUAAAUAUAUUUAUUGAGAACAAA